AAAUAAGGAAAGCAUAGAGCCAUUUGCACAAAAAUCUGAACUCUGCCAUAGGAAGAGGGACAGAAUUCCCAUCUGGGUACUCCCCAUUUUGAUCCUUGUCAUCACUCCAAUGGCAAUUUCACAAGAGGAGGAGGUGAAGCAGGCGCUUGUUCAAUUCAUGGACAAACUCUCACCAGGAGGAAAUGCACAAAGAGAUGCCAACUGGGGUUGGAACAUGACUUCAGAUCAUUGCAACUGGGCUGGAGUGACUUGUUAUCCGCGCAGUAAUUCUGUGUGGCAAAUAGGUAUUGAAAAAUCCAGUCUCAGUGGAGUUUUUGAUGCCAGUUCUGUUUGCAUGGCGAAGGAUCUGCUUAUUCUCAGCCUGAAAGACAACACAAUGCAUGUAACAAUAGGAGAAGAGAUUGGAAAAUGUAAGCAGCUGACUCACUUGUACUUAAGUGGGAACAACUUCUCUGGUAGCCUUCCUGAUUCUCUCUCGUAUUUGGGUAACUUGAAGAGGCUGGAGAUAUCUGACAAUAACUUCUCUGGUGAGCUUCCUGAUCUGCCUCGGAUUUCAGGGCUCAGAAACUUUCUAGCUCAGAUUAAUAAUCUGCGUGGAGGAAUACCCAACUUUGAUUUCUCCAACUUUGAUCAAUUCAACGUCUCCAACAACAAUUUCAGCGGUCCAAUUCCUGAUGUCCAUGGCCUUUUCACUGCAAACAGCUUUUUGGGUAAUCCUGGAUUAUGUGGACAACUUGUGUCAACUACUCCCUGCCCACCUGCUCCUCCACCAUCUAUAAUGGAACCAAAGGCAUCGUCAACUAAUGGCUUUCUUGUAUAUGCUGGCUAUAUGAUUCUUGGCAUAGUUAUAGUGCUCUUCUUUGCGGUCAAAUUAAUCCAGAAAAAGAAGAAGAGAGAAGAAAAGGUAGAUGUUCCAAUUCCAAAUAAUAGAGUGGCAGGGGAUGCAAGCAUCUACAAGCCUAGUGAAACACCCAUUGAUCAUCAGUUCAAGUUUGGUGUAAACAGGUCUGAAUAUUCAAUGACAUCUAUUGAAAGUUCAGCCAUUACAUCUACCCUUGUACUUCUCACGAGUCCAUUGGUGCCUUCUCUGCGAUUUGAGGAUUUGCUUAGAGCUCCAGCUGAAUUGCUUGGGAGAGGAAAGCAUGGAAGCCUCUACAAAGUCAUGCUCGAUAGUGGGGUGAAUUUGGCUGUAAAGAGGAUCAAGGAUUGGGAAAUUUCUGAUGAAGAUUUCCGCAGGAGGAUACAGAAGAUAGAACGAACCAGGCAUUCAAAUAUAUUGCCACCGAUUGCAUUUUAUUGCUCUAAGCAAGAGAAGCUUCUUGUCUAUGAAUAUCAGCCGAAUGGCAGCCUCUUCCAGCUUCUCCAUGGACCACAAAAUGACCAUACAUUUGACUGGGGAAGCAGACUAAUUGUUGCAGCCAGCAUUGCUGAGGCUUUGGCAUACAUGCACAAGGAGCUGCAAGAAGAUGGGAUAGCCCAUGGCAACCUAAAAUCAACAAACAUUUUGUUCGACAAAAACAUGAAUUUAUGCGUCAGCGAAUACGGUCUGAUGAUGAUGGAAAAUCAAGAAGAAUCAUUUCUUCCCCAAACCAAAGAUUUCAAAAACAAACAUUUGAGUGCAGGCCAAGCAUAUGGCACCUUCAAGCUUGAUGUCUAUGGCUUUGGUGUGAUCCUCCUGGAGCUCCUCACAGGAAAGCUUGUGCAGAACAAUGGGCUUGAUUUGGCUACAUGGGUGCAGACAGUAGUGAGAGAGGAAUGGACAGUAGAAGUGUUUGAGAAGGGCCUGCUCACAGAAGGUGCUAGUGAAGAGAGGAUGGUGAACUUGUUGCAGAUAGCCUUGAAGUGCAUAAAUCCUUCACCAAAUAAAAGGCCUACCAUGAGUCAAGUUGCAGCCAUGAUAGUUACAUUGAAAGAGGAAGAAGAGAGCUCAAUAUCUUUUAAUGCAGGCUCACACAUAUAUAUGGGAGACACACGUCCGCUGUGAGAGUACAAAAAUUCGUCUACUCAUCCCUAUAUCUAAAUACAGAGUGUCUGCCCAGAAAGAAAAGGAAAUUACAUAAGAGUGUCUAAAGCACACCAGUAUCCAUUUGUGUGGUGAACAAUUCUUUUUUUCAACAUUGAUGAUUGUAUGAAUGUACUUCAUCUUAAAUAUUAUACUACAAUACUCAUCAUCUUAUAGCAAUGCUUGCUAAUUAUACCUAUCACUA
Corylus avellana is the source of this 2207-nucleotide messenger RNA. Its product is annotated as putative inactive receptor kinase At2g26730. NCBI's taxonomy places the organism in Eukaryota, Viridiplantae, Streptophyta, Magnoliopsida, Fagales, Betulaceae. Gene Ontology annotation, molecular function: protein binding; protein kinase activity; ATP binding. Gene Ontology annotation, biological process: protein phosphorylation. The record is from RefSeq and is a predicted model, not a curated record.